AUGUCGAGACCGACGUGGAUGGGAAUCGGCAGAACUUCUUCGAAGGACUGGCAUCGCGGAAGAACCACCUUUCGAACCCUGGUAGUCUUCCUGCUGAAUAGCUACCGCUAUCAAGGCUUAGAGAACGAACCCCUUGGAGGACUCCACAAUUGUCCCGAGCGUCUAGCCGAACUUCUGACAGACUUACGGUCUGUUCUUACUACCUUGGUAAGAAAGCAGAGUGAAACUCCCGUGUUGUAUAAUGCCAUCGUAGGGGCAAGUGAUACCUCAGGAACCACCGAGCUCCUCGCAGCAGAAGAACCUAGCCAUCACUCGUGGGCCCGCGCUUGCACGUCGACCAACCGAGCUGAUCCAACUCCCUUGGACUUGAUUAUGGACUCCCCUACGUCUGAGAUGUCCUCCAGCAGUCUGAGUUCUCCCGUAUCGGAAACGCAAUUUGACACCUACAUCGCUGCCCGAGAGAAGAUAUUCGCUAGGCUAGAUAAAUAUCAAUCGCUGGAUGAUUAUGACGAUACGGUCCAUUUCCUGAGGUCUGUUUUCCGAUUCCUCCCAACCCAAGGCCAGGCCCGCUUGGCCAACGACGUUGAAGACUGCGAUGAAGACAGCCAACUGCUGCAACUGGCGAAGCACCUGGACACAGCUUUGCUGAGGCCGAUGUUGGUCGCUGGUGGAACUACGCCAGAGAUAACACCAUCCCCCAUCCAUGGUGUGGAGGACUCUAUUGAGGACCCACUGUCCCUGGAUUUCGACUCGGCGACCCGGCGGCAAAGCGCCAUACGGCGAACAUGCCUACAACGUGACAAUUACCAAUGCGUAGUGACAAAAGCCUGGGAUCGUGAGCACAACCCCCCUCCCGGCGCACUUACCGGUGUUCUUGAAGCCGUUCAUAUAAUUCCGUUUGCCUUGGGGAGUUUUCCGGAGGAUGAGCGACGGCGUCAUGGGCGCAUUUGGCAAUGCCUCUAUCGCUAUUUCCCAGCUAUCCGUGACCUCUUUCACCGCGACGAUGAAGAUGUCAACCGCAUCGACAAUGUGAUGAUGAUGUGGUCAGCCUUACAUCGUGACUUCGGUAGCUUCUUAUUGGUCCUAGAGGAGACAAGUGUUUCUGGUCGCUACCGCGUUAAAACUUUCCCCCGAUUUCAAACCAUCCUCCAAUCCAUUAUGCCUGACUUCACGACAAUCGCAAGUCACGAUCCCCAGUACCCCGCCCCUCAUAGUUCUCUGCUCGCCGUGCAUGCGGCCAUCGGUAACAUCCUGCACGCGACUGGGCGCGGCGAGCUGAUCGAAAAGACCAUGCAGCACCUUAGAGACAAUGGCGGGCACGUUCUUGCGAAUGACGGGAGCACCGAUGUGGAGGAAUUACUAUCUGUAACCGGUCUUUCCCUACUGGUAGCUAAUCCCAGCUAUUGUUCGUCGGUCUGCAAGGAAACGUAUCCUCGAGGUUAUGACACCCCGCCGGGCGGGGACUAA
Penicillium bovifimosum is the source of this 1467-nucleotide messenger RNA. Its product is annotated as HNH endonuclease signature motif containing protein. Bases 1 to 1467 code for a protein of 488 amino acids. Lineage: Eukaryota; Fungi; Ascomycota; Eurotiomycetes; Eurotiales; Aspergillaceae. The record is from RefSeq and is a predicted model, not a curated record. The transcript has a single exon.